GCCGGGUUGAUCUUGAACUCCUGACCUCAGGCAAUCCACCUGCCUUGAUCUCCCAAAGUGCUGGUAUUACAGACGUAAGCCACCGUGCCCGGUCCAAAUCAGACUUCUUUAAUGCUGAAGGCUGCACUUUGUUCCCACUGCAUAGCCCUGCUUACCAAUCUAAAUAGAUUUCACAACUGAUUUGGUAGCCCGACCCUUGAUGUCAAACUGUUCUUGCUUCUACUGCUUCUAUCCUGGGAGAAGUAUAAAGCUCAUUUGCUUUUGUUCUUUUACAAGUAAAGCUUACAAAUGAUAAUAUCUGUGUUUUGACAUUUUAGUUUGUGCUAAAGAUGCUGUGAACAGUACUAGUAACACUUCACAAUUUAUUCUGAAUCUCACACCAGGUUCUGCGGCAUGAGGAAUUUGAGGAAGGCUGCAAAGCCGCCUGUAAUGGGCCUUAUGAUGGGAAAUGGAGUAAAACAAUGGUGGGAUUUGGGCCUGAGGACGAUCACUUUGUUGCAGAACUGACUUACAAUUACGGCAUCGGAGACUACAAGCUUGGCAAUGACUUUAUGGGAAUCACGCUCGCUUCUAGCCAGGCUGUCAGCAACGCCAGGAAGCUGGAGUGGCCCCUGACGGAAGUCGCAGAAGGUGUUUUUGAAACCGAGGCCCCAGGAGGAUAUAAGUUCUAUUUGCAGAAUUGCAGUCUGCCUCAGUCGGAUCCUGUAUUAAAAGUAACACUUGCAGUGUCUGAUCUUCACAAGUCCUUGAACUACUGGUGUGAUCUACUGGGAAUGAAAAUUUAUGAAAAAGAUGAAGAAAAGCAAAGGGCUUUGCUGGGCUAUGCUGAUAACCAGUGUAAGCUGGAGCUCCAGGGCGUCAAGGGUGCGGUGGACCACGCAGCAGCUUUUGGAAGAAUUGCCUUUUCUUGCCCCCAGAAAGAGUUGCCAGACUUAGAAGACUUGAUGAAAAGGGAGAACCAGAAGAUUCUGACUCCCCUGGUGAGCCUGGACACCCCAGGGAAAGCAACAGUACAGGUGGUCAUUCUGGCCGACCCUGACGGACAUGAAAUUUGCUUUGUUGGAGAUGAAGCAUUUCGAGAACUUUCUAAGGUGGAUCCACAGGGAAGCAAAUUGUUGGAUGAUGAAGUUCCCUCAUGCCCACUUCCAAUGAGUUGGCACCCUCAUCUCCCCGAUCAGCCGCUAUUCUGACUUCUGUCACUGUAGGCAAUGGCAGCAGAUAAAAGUGACGAGUGGUUUGCUAAACACAAUAAACCCAAAGCUUCAGGUUAAUGGAAGAUGUGAUGCAGAGCAAGCCUCUGUGAGUCCUGCCCAGCACCUGUGAGGCCUGACGUGUCAGUUCCUGAUAAAUGUUCUUCUGAUUUGUUUCCCCUACAGGCAAGGAGGCUUGGGUAGUGCAGAUCUGUGUAUUUCAAUCUUUGAAAGCUCUGAUGUAUUUUAGAAAUGAAAUCCAACCAUGAGUGCAGGUAGAGAAUGCCUGCUAUAAUCUACAGUGUUGCUGGGACUGCACAUUCUGUAUAUAACUGUGUUCGAUUAGUGACAGAUGAUUGUCCAGACUAGGACAGCGGCAUGAAACAUGACUUUGGUUGGGAUUGCAGAUGGUUAGGGUUAACUUUGAAUCAUGCAGAUUUUAUGAGAGCAGCUGUUCAAGUCAGUCCAAAUUAAUGGCUUGUCAUGGUACCAUUCCCAGCACCUGAUAAUGAUAGGCUGUUCUGCUAUCUUCUGGCAGGUUUUGACAUUUUAAAUUUUUUAAAGAAACUUUAUUCCUUGGACCAAAAGGUUUGGUUAACCAUCCCCAUCUUACUUGCUUUUACAUUUUGAGCAUCCAGAGGAAACAGAAAGGAAUGAGUGUGUGACGUUGCUGCACACCUGGCUCUGUGCAAGUUUCUUUCUGUAUAUAUAUUUUGUUUUGUUUUAUUUUUUUCUGUGUAUAUUUUUAAUCCCGACAGAACAUCAUGUGAGAGUUCUUUAAAAUGGAUUAAACAAUUUCUUCAGCCUGAAGAAAAGGUUUUAAAAAUGUUUUCUUGUAGUUUUGCUUGGUUCUAUAUAACAAAUAGGUUUUAAUCACUCGAAAUGGCAUUAUAUUGUGUAUUCAUUGAAUAAUUAAUUUGUUUUUUCUAAAGUAAGCUUC
Molecule: messenger RNA, 2130 nt
Organism: Piliocolobus tephrosceles (Ugandan red Colobus)
Lineage: Eukaryota; Metazoa; Chordata; Mammalia; Primates; Cercopithecidae
Gene: GLOD4
Product: glyoxalase domain containing 4
Exons: 9
Coding region: 462-1190 (242 amino acids)
Source: RefSeq, a predicted model, not a curated record